Magnusiomyces paraingens is the source of this 1665-nucleotide messenger RNA. RefSeq lists its product as uncharacterized. The transcript has a single exon. The coding region runs from base 1 to 1665 and encodes 554 amino acids. The record is from RefSeq and is a predicted model, not a curated record. Lineage: Eukaryota; Fungi; Ascomycota; Dipodascomycetes; Dipodascales; Dipodascaceae.
AUGACAUUUUCUCAAGAUUUUCUAAACACUUGUCAAAAUACUACUUCCUCAUUAAAUAAACAAAAUAUUUUUCUUUCAAAAAACUGUCCUUCUGUUUCACAACCUCAACUGGCUAAAGAUUCUCCACCUUUCUCUAUAACUUCCCAAGACUCUUCUUGCUCAUCUCGAAAUAGACUCGGAAGUCAAAGUAGUAUCACUAGCAUUGAAAGCAAUAGCAGUAGUGAUACAUCUGUCAGCAGCUACUUUUCUGAAUCGUUAUCACCAAAAUCGCUGUCAUCCUCCUCUUCCUCACUGUCCUCUUUAAACUCUAAACCUAAUUUGCACUCAACGUCUUUUUCAGACACAGAGUUCAACGAAGCUUCGAGUCGCAUGAAAAAUUUUGAUUUUAUUUCCGCUCAGGGCUAUUCUUCCGAAGUUCCUUCCAAAAUGCAUGGGCUUGUUGCAAAUAAUAAUAAUACUAAUAAUAACACUCAACUCCAAAUGAGUGGCACCGAAAAUCAUCAUAAUGCUAUCUCUUCUUCUGAUCAUUAUACUGUCCCCUCCGCAUACGCCCCCCACUCUCAGCCGUCCAAUUACCCUUUUGUUACAUUAUCUUCAAACUGUCAACCACAAUAUUCCCCACCCUCACUUGAACUCAAACCUACUGUAUCCUCAUCUCAUCACUCAUCUCGAGAACAUCGUAGCAACAGUACCUCAAACACUGGAUCUUCAGGAAGUAAAAGACAUGGUCGCCAUUCUCAUUCAGCCCCCAGCUCCGGAUCUUCUUCCUCUUCCUUAUCUUCCUCAAUUUCUGUAACAUCAAUUGCAGCUUUGGUUUCUUCACCUAUCCCAACUCCUGUUUCUGUUUCUGUUCCCGCUCCUAGUCCAAUUCCCGCCCCAUCCCCAUCCCCAACACCAACAACGGUAUAUAGAGAUAAUGAGGGAGUGGAUUGGAUUACAUUUACUUACUCAAAAGAUCGUAUCCCCAAGGAACACCGCAUUCGAUGUGACAUUGAAAGUGUUGACAUUAACAAUCUAACUGAAGAAUUUAAAAAGGAUAAUUGUAUCUAUCCACGCGCUUGUGUUGUGAUCCACGAAUACAGAGGGAAUCGUUGGGAAUAUGAGACUCAAUGCAACGCUAUUGGCUGGUGUCUUACUUGGAUAAACCCAUCAAUCCGUAAAAGACGUGGUCUGAUUCAAAGAGCGGUAGACAAUUGGCGCAAUACCAAUGCAGAUCCUUCUUUGCGAUCACGACGAGUUAGACGGAUGUCGCGCAAAAAUGACAAGAUGAAGUGUUCAACCUUGGCAGCAGCAGCUGCAAAUGUAAUCCCAAGUCCGGGACCUCAUUUAGGUUCUAUACGCAGAACCUCAGCAUCACCUUCAUCAAUCAUUUAUCAGCAAUCACCAUAUACACCCGAAACUCCAACAGCUCCAUACUACUACUAUACCAAUUCGGACUCUACUGUACCACAAAUUCACCAACAACAGCAACCACUUGCUAAUGCUGCUCCCACUCCUUUAUCACAGCAAUAUCAAUCUGUGGUUAUGUAUGAGCAAAACCCUAUGCAAGUGUACCCGAACCAAUUUAUGGUAUCAGCUCCUAAUCCUCCACCGUAUCAUGUCAAUGGUCAGUUGGUUGCCCCAUCAAAUCAUUCAACCAUAGGGCAUCAUGCCAAUUAUCGUUAA